Astrephomene gubernaculifera is the source of this 334-nucleotide messenger RNA. The record is from the annotation of a GenBank genome assembly. NCBI's taxonomy places the organism in Eukaryota, Viridiplantae, Chlorophyta, Chlorophyceae, Chlamydomonadales, Astrephomenaceae.
GGUCUGCUGCUACGGCUCAACUAGCCGAGGCAAUAGCACAUGAAGUGUACCGCCAAUUGUCCAACCGCUACAGCCUGCAAGCGCCUUUCGCUGCAGGGGACAUCGUUAAAAUCGUACAAUCCUACGCUCAAAUGGGGCUAACCGAUGGAUCCAUCGCUCGCAUGUACGACGCGGUUGGCAGUCAUGUUGCUAAACGCAUUCGCGCUGGUCAUGUGGGUGCAAUGACGCGUCCUGCGGACUGCGCAGCACUGCUGCAGGGUUUCGCUGAUGCGGGUCAUGUUAGCGUGGUGGUGCCGGAGCUGCUCACAGCAUGUGCAAUGCAGAUUAGUCAGGA